Molecule: messenger RNA, 4239 nt
Organism: Epinephelus moara (kelp grouper)
Lineage: Eukaryota; Metazoa; Chordata; Actinopteri; Perciformes; Serranidae
Product: G-protein coupled receptor 22
Exons: 2
Coding region: 442-2130 (562 amino acids)
Biological process (GO): G protein-coupled receptor signaling pathway
Cellular component (GO): membrane
Molecular function (GO): G protein-coupled receptor activity; peptide binding
Source: RefSeq, a predicted model, not a curated record
CCGUGUUGAGUGGGGAAUUAAAAGAAAAACGCCCAAACACUGUGAUAUUACCUGAUUUGUCAGCCACUGCUGCGCUUUGCAUCUGCAGCCGUGGAGGGUUCCCCCCCUCCACCACCACCACCACCUCCACCACCACACCACCCCCUCCCGCUGUAAUAUUUAUGACAAAACGGAGGCAAAUUAUUCUGGUCACGUUUUUGGCUGACAGCCGGCUGUCCUGGAGAGCUCUGGAGUGAAUCGGGGUCCAGCGUUGGAGAUAGCGCAGCGCACCGACACCUGCAGUAGGAUGUAAAGGGAAUUCCCACUCACCAAACUGAGUAAUCCACAGAUCUGGCCAUCGUCCUCAUCACUGUCUCGUUUGAGCCAGAAGAAAAUAAGAGACAGAGCAUGGUCUGGCGUGGCGGCCGCUGUUGCUAUGUGUGAGGGAGUGCUGUGGCGUCAAUGGAGACCGAAGGCUAUCGUGACCUCCUGGAGACCAGCGAUGGUCAGGGGGUAGGCCUGCUGGAUGGAGGGGGCGAGGUCGGGGUGGAGGAGGGCUGGAGCACGCCCUACCCCCUGGGCUUCCAGGUGUCUUUGACCACUGUGCUGAUGCUGGAGCUGGUGUUGGGCUUCAGCAGCAACCUGACUGUGCUCGUGCUCUACUGUGCUCAGUCCAACCUGGUGGAUUCAGUCAGCAACCUGGUCACAGUCAACCUCCACGUGCUGGACAUACUGGUCUGUCUGCUGUGUCUGCCGCUGACUGUGGCUGUGAUCCUGCUACCAGCUAAUGAAAGUGGAGUCAGCAGUCUGGCCACGCUGUGCUGCUUUCAUGAGGCUUGUGUUACGUUCACCAGCGUGGCCACGGCAGUCAAUGUGCUGGUGAUCAGUUUGGAUCGAUACGACAUCUCAGUGCGCCCGGCCAGUCGCCUGCUGACCCCCAGGCGUGCAGCGUUGCUCCUGGCAGCAGUGUGGGCCGUGUCUCUGGCUGUCUUCUUCCUGCCUUUUCUCGAGGGGGAUUUCUUCUCAUCGAGUGUUAAGGAUAGUGAGGAUGAGGAGCCGGAGGGGCAGAAUAAUAACUCUGAGCACACCACAGGACUGACCCCCAUUUUUUCCUCCAUCUCUCCUUCCCCUUUACCCUCAACCCAUCCUUCCUCCCCUUCACACCACCAUACUCCAGUAUGGCAGAACAGGACACUGCUGUGUGUAGGAGGGCAGGGAUACCACACAGGCAUGGCUAUGUAUUACCACUUGUUACUCCAAGUGCCAUGCUUCUUCAUCGCUGUGGUCGUCAUGUUGUUCACCUACUCCAAGAUCCUGCAGGCCCUCAACAUUCGCAUAGGCUCCCACAUGAUGAGGACCACGCGUGCAAAGGACUCCACCUGCAGGAUACGCUGCAGGAGGCAGAAGAAGAAGGACCUGAGCCUGCCCACAGAGGUAGUGUCCUCCAACCAGAACCAGAACCUCAACCACCCUCCUCUCAUCCCCUCCCCCACCCCGACACCAACAUCACCCCCACCACUCCCCUCCAUGCCCCAGGUGAUUUCUGACAGUGGAGCAACAGUCACGACUGUCAGCACUGCUGCCACCACCCCCAUCGCCACCACCCCGGCCACCCCUGCUUCUCCGACCCCACCAUCAGCCUCAGCCCAGACCCAUGCCACCACACCACUGCCUGCCUCCUCCAUGGGUGUACAGGCCUCAGUUUCUGCCAUCAUCGCCUUGAGGCGGGCAGUGCGCAGGCACAGGGACCGUCGAGAACGUCAGCGCCGCGUCCUAAAAAUGUCCCUAAUCAUCAUAUCCACCUUCCUGGGCUGCUGGGCCCCUCUGUCAGCAGUCAAUGUUCUGAUCCUGUGUAUGGGUCCCAGCGACGGCCUGGUGCGACUGCGCCUCUGCUUCUUGGCCAUGGCUUAUGGAACCACAAUUUUUCAUCCCCUGCUCUACGCUUUCACCAGGCAGAAGCUGCGCCGUGCCCUCAAAACACGUGUCAAGAAAAGGGUAGUGUCCCUUCUGCAGGUGGACCCGGCUCCCAGCGGGGGGACAGUUAUUCAUAACUCCUGGGUGGAGGGAGGAGGCCAGAGGAAGAAUCGCAAGCCACGUGUGGAGGCCAGCGAUGGCACUGAUCGAUGCCUCACAGAGGCAGUGAGGGAAUGAGGCUGGUCUUCAGUGUGUUUGCAUGUGUGAGUGUAUGUGUGUGAAUUUGAAGAAUUGUAUGUGUCCUACCGGUUUGCCAGAGAUGGAUCGUGUGUAUAUUCGUGCAUGGGUGUGAGAAAAUGCGAACCAGUAAGUUUACAAAGGUCAGGACAAAUCCCAUGGCCACUGGUUCCAUGCAGAUGUGGAGACAGGAGAGUCCUGAGCUCUAAUUAGAGCCUGCUAUCUGCUCUCCUUACACGGGCCCUCAUUAGUCCACUUUCUGACUGACAAGGUGGCCACUGUGUCUCCAUGACAACAUUGGCCAAGCAUUAUGACCACACCACAGCCAUGGCUACUGAAAAUACUAGUGUGCACUCGACUUGUAGGAUAAGGGUUAGACGACAGCAAACGCAUACAUCACUGCUCCUGCGUGCACUUUCAACUUGCAUGUGCAUGUACAUAUGCACACACAUAUACACACACACACACACACACACACACACACACACACACACCUAAAAUGCACACUGAUCUACGUAUAUAUAGACAUUAUCUGUGAAAGCACACCAAUAUCUACCUGCACAGAUAUUCUCAGUGAGAAAAAUAUUAAUGGAAGUCUAUAUUUCUCUUUCUUUCUCUCAUUUGUUCAUGCCUUAAUUGAGUUGUUAAUAUAUUCUCGUGGUGCUGAAUGUCCUGCUGUAUGUUUACAACAAUAUAUCAGAGUGAAAGUGUUUGCAGAUACUGUAUAUGGUAUAGCAAAUUAAUGGCGGGUAAAUACAAGCAUCAGAUUCAAAGUUUACAGGCUCAUAUGAAACUACCAGGAAACUGCAAAAAAAAAAAAAAGAUUCCAAUUUCUUUUCCAGUAAGCACCAUACCUUAGAAGAAUGUGUGUAAGUUAAAGCUAAAAGGCAUGACUUUAUUUAUUUAUUUUUUUUAAAUAAACUUUAAGAGUAACAGUCAUGAUGACGUAUGCGAGAAUGUGUGAUUGUGCUGGUGUGUUUGCAUGAGCGCACGAAUGCAUGAGUGUUUGAGUGUGUGGUUGUGUGAAUGAGCAACUGAGUGUGUGUGUGUCCGUUAUGUGCAAUAAAUCAUGAUAAAAGCAAUGACCCCAAGGAUGUGAACAAAGAGAAUGUGAACACAGAAUUGUUGGUUUUCUAUGUAUGGUUUAAAUUCUUGGGGGAAGAGAGAAGAAAGGGGACUUAAUCUUCUGAUUAACAGCAAGAGGCCACUGGGCGUAAUAUAAAAGCAGAUAACUUGGAGCAAAUGUAACCACACAGGCCACUGUAAUACUGCUGACAUUGUAUCACUUCAGUUUUUAAGUGGAAAUCAAAGGGCAACAUUUUGUGGAAAUUUCAUUAAAACUGUCUGUAGUCACUGCAGGUAAACUAACAUCUUAUACAGGAGGAAUCCCAACGUGGGGCAAAAAAAACCUUCUGGUAUGGGACGUCUCCACGUGUUAGCUGUUUGUUGCUCUGGAGGGCAGAGUCACUGCUUUUGGACAGCACUUUGAAUGACUGCAGAGGCAGAAAGGCCUCUGUCAGCUUCUGGACUGAGUCCUGGACAUGUUACACUAUAUGUGUGUCUCUCUUUCUCCUCAGGGCUUCAUGUCUCAUUUUCCAAUGUGCUGGACAUUUAACAAUAAACCAGCCCUCAAUCAGCUGUCGUAUUAUGGGUGUUACAGUAGGUAAAGAUUUAUGUCAGUAAGUAGAUAGAGUACACUUUAAACUUUAUAUGGAAUCAAGUCUUGGAGAGCGUCUUUGGGAUUUGGGCUAUCUCCUUCAUCCUCACCCCUUUUACACUAUUUGUGAGCCAGACAGAAGACAAUAAUUUUUGUGUAUUCAUGUACAUUUUUCAGGGAUGUAAAUAUUAAAGUGUCUGUUUUGGGUUUUAGUCAAAGUUUUUUUUUUUGGUCACAAUCAUCUGCCGGACAGAAAAUCAGCCAUUGUGAUAAACUCUGAGUGAGCUGGAAAGUUACUGUAAAGAGAAGAUACAUGUAAGUGUAUUUGUGUUAAUACUGUAUGUGUGUACACUGUACUGUACAUUUAUGACCACGUGUAUAGAGAAAUAUUAGUAUUGUAUAAGAUUUAUAUUAUGUGUUAUUGUAUAGAACAGAACAGAAUCUGUAUUAAA